Molecule: messenger RNA, 5757 nt
Organism: Candida dubliniensis CD36
Lineage: Eukaryota; Fungi; Ascomycota; Pichiomycetes; Serinales; Debaryomycetaceae
Product: DNA-binding ATPase
Exons: 1
Coding region: 1-5757 (1918 amino acids)
Molecular function (GO): DNA binding; ATP hydrolysis activity; ATP-dependent chromatin remodeler activity
Source: RefSeq, a predicted model, not a curated record
AUGUCAAGAUUAGAUCGAUUAGUAGUAUUAUUGGAGACAGGAUCUACACCAUUCAUUAGAAACACUGCAGCUGAUCAAUUAUCUGAUCUAGCCAAAGCUCAUCCAGAAGAUACAAUCAAUUUAUUAGGAAGAGUUUAUCCAUAUUUGAAAUCGAAAAAAUGGGAAACAAGAAUUGCUGCUGCUAGAGCAUUUGGUGGUAUUGUUAAUAAUGCUCCAUUAUGGGAUCCAAAUUCAGAAAAGCAAAUAAAAUUGGAAAAAGAUACCGAACAAGUAUUUGUUAAAGAGGAACUACAAACAGAUCCAAUAGUUAAAAAAGAAUUUCCUCAAGAUGAAAUUAUUAUAAAAAAGGAACAAGAUGAAGAACUACAGAAACUUACUAAAAAUUUAUCUAAUCUAAUUAACUUUGACUCCUUCAGUUUACAAGAAUUGAUUAAAUGUGGCACUAAACUUUUAGCAUCAAAACUGGAUGAUACCGAUUCAGAUGAUUAUGCCAAUGACGUAACACUACUUGGUAGAAUUAAAAGACAUAGAUCAAGCAUAAUACCGAAAGAAAAAACAAACCCAGAAUUAUCCAAAGAAAACUCCCCUGAUCCACAUGUGAAAGAGGAGCCCAUAGUAAAACAAGAACAUACUGGGCAUCAACAACAAGACAUUCAAACAUCAGCAAGUGCUUCUCCACCUCCACCACCAAGUGGUUCAAAUAAACCAGUAUCAAGUGCUAGAUUAAAGGCUAUGCAAAGGAGGAGAGCUAAAGCAAGUGCCAAAAACGGUGCCAAUAAAAUCCGUUCAGUCGAUAUAUCUCAAAGUUCUUUAUCCAGACAAAUGAUGGAAAAUGGGGAAGGAAUGGACAUAGAUUCCAAAGAUUCAACUCCACAAUUUGACGUCACAUCCCAACAAGGUGGUAAUAAAUUAGUCGUUGAAACUAAAACUUCAGAAUUGUCACCUCUAUUGUCGCAACAGAAUAAGGUAGCAGGAUUAAUUUGGCAAUUUCAAGGUGUUUAUGAAUUACUUCUAGCUGAUUUAUUUGAUGACCAAUGGGAAAUAAGGCAUGGCGCAGCCUUGGGAUUGAGAGAGUUGGUGAAAAAACACGGCAAAGGUGCUGGUAGAGUGAUGAACAAAACUCAACAAGAAAAUGAUACAAACAAUGCUGCUACUUUGGAAGAUUUAGCUGUAAGAAUAUGUGUGAUAUUUGUGCUUGAUAGAUUUGGUGAUUAUGUAUCAGACACUGUUGUAGCCCCUGUUCGUGAGUCGGUGGCUCAAACAUUAGCUGCGUUAUUGAUACAUUUGAACGAAGACACUGUUGUCAAAAUUUUCCAUUGCUUAAAUUCAAUGGUUUUACAAAAGGAUAUGGUUCCAAAAUGCUGGGAAGCUAAACAUGGUGGGAUACUAGGCGUACGAUAUCUUGUUAGUGUUAGGACUGACAUAUUGCUAGCUAAUCCUGCAAUGUUUGACGAUGUGGUGACCAUGGUGCUAAGUGGUUUAAAAGAAAGUGACGAUGAUGUCCAAUCAGUAGCCGCUUUGACCCUUACGCCAAUUGCUUCGCAAUUUGUAACUACAAGAAAAAAUGUUAUUGGGACAUUAUUGACGGUUAUAUGGGAUUGUCUUGUCAAUUUACGUGACGAUUUGUCUGCAUCGAUAGGUUCUGUUAUGGAUUUGUUGGCAAAACUAUGCAGCCACAAAGAAGUCAUUGAAAUAAUGCAACAGGAUGCUAGUGAAAAUAAAGACAACUCAUUUGAAAACCUUGUGCCCAGAUUGUUUCCAUUUUUGAGACACUCUAUUACAAAUGUCCGGAAAGCUGUUUUGAGAACAAUUUUGGAAUUUUUGUCUAUUGAAGAUAGCUCUACCAAAGCUUGGAUCAAUGCUAAGGCUUUGAGAUUAGUAUAUCAAAAUCUAUUGGUGGAACAAAACAUUGAUGUUUUGAAUUUAUCAGCACAAGUAUAUGAGAAAUUAUUACUUGAAAUGACCAAUAACAACAUUAAUAUUGAUGUAAUUUUUACAAAGCAAUCAAAGUCUUUAUUGACUUUGACAAUGACACCUAUUGGUAUUUCAAGACAUACUUAUUCAAUGAAUACUACUUUAAUAAUGAGACCAUCAGGAGAAAUGUUGGGACCAUUGCAAGAUGAUGAUUGUCGUGGCAAGAAACGUAAACCUGAUGAAAAUACUACAGAUAUUCCUGUAGAAGAUUUAAAAGUUAAUAUUGAUUCCCCAAUUUAUAAAGGUGAUGUAAUGUUAGUUGGUUACGACAAGUUAAUUGGCAUGAGAUGUGCUGCCUCAGCUGCAUUUGGUAAAACCUUAUCAUACAUGCAAUCAGAAGAGACAUUAUUAAAAAUUUUUGAAGCGAUUUUAGGAUAUUUGAAAUCAUCCCAUGCCACAUCAGUUUUAUUAAGUGCAUUUAUUGUUGAAGAGUAUGCUACAGCUUUGAAACAAAGAGGUUUAAAACCAAAUGAGAAAAUUGUUGCUUUGUUGAGUGAGACAUUUAACCAGGUUUUACUGGAACCGGAAAGUUUGCCACAUUUCCGAGAAUUGGUUCCUACAUUGAAAUCAGUUAGGACAUCUUGCUUGCAAUUAUUCGAUGUGUUUGUUACUGCGGGAAAAAUUUCUCCAUCAAGAAUCCCACAAAUCCCAGUUGUUGUUCAAGGUGAAGCAGAGGCUGGACCAGGUGCAUUUGGACUUGAUACUGCUGAGAAAAUUUGUAAUGAGAAUUUUGUUAAACUUAAAAAACAUUUGUCUGCAUCCCAUAGAUUAUCUGCCAAUCAAGCUCUUGAAGAUGCCAAACAUAGAAUCCUGGUUGCAAUGGAAGAGUCACAAUUAGCUUUCACAUCGAGAGCAAACAGUAUAUUUGCUGGAUUUGCUGCUGCAAGUUUAGCCUUGGCAGGUGUACCAAAAAAGUUAAAUCCAAUUAUAAAGUCAUUAAUGGAAAGUGUAAAGCUGGAAGAAACAUUGGUUCUUCAGAAACGGUCGGUGUUUUCCGUUGCCAGAUUAGUACAACAACUUGUUGAUGUUGGUAAAAAAGGUGCUUCAGAUAAAAUUGUCAAGAAUUUAUGUGCAUUUUUAUGUGUUGAUACUUCAGAAGUGCCUGAAUUUCAUCAUAAUGUUGGUUUUAAAGACAAUAUUUUAUCAUUAAGAAAAGAAGAAGCACAAAUUGAUCCUACAGAUGUGGCUGCACAUGAACGAGCAGUACGUGAAGCCAAAGUCAAACGUAAUGGUGCUUUGAUGACUUUAGAUCAAUUGUUGCACAUUUAUGGAUCUAAAUUAUUUGAUCAAGUUGCGAAAUUGAAAGAAAUGAUGAUUGAGCCAUUGCGAUACUUGUCCCAAACAGAAGAAGUAUCUCAAGAUGAAUUGAAAGGUCAAAGUGUCAUAGAUGCCUUGGGUAUACUUCGUGCGUUAUUUCCAAAAAUGGAUAAGGCAUUGUAUCCUGAAAUCACUGAUAACUUGGAUUUGUUUUUACCUGGUUUGCAAUCAGAAUAUUCAGUGUUUAGGUAUUCUACUGCUAAAUGUUUAGCUACUAUUUGUUCUGUGAUUCCUGCCAAGGCAUUUAUCUUUAUAGUAAAUUCAGUUUUACCAAUGUUGAAAAAUGCUGGGGAUGUGAAACAAAGACAAGGAGCAAUUGAAACUGUUUAUCACAUUUCUGCCGCUAUGGGUGCCGGCAUCUUGCCCUAUGUGAUGUUUUUGAUUGUUCCAGUAAUGGGGAGAAUGAGUGAUUCUGAUCAUGAUGUGCGUGUUUUGGCUGCCACCACUUUUGCUUCAAUUAUCAAAUUGGUUCCAUUAGAAGCUGGGAUCCCUGAUCCUGAAGAUAUGCCACAAGAAUUACUUGAAGGUAGAGAUAGAGAAAGAGAUUUUAUUCAACAGAUGAUGGAUCCUACUAAGAUUAAACCGUUUGAUUUGCCAGUUACUAUUAAAGCUACUUUACGUAAAUAUCAACAAGAAGGGGUUAAUUGGUUGGCAUUCUUAAACAAGUAUCAUUUACAUGGUAUAUUGUGUGACGAUAUGGGAUUAGGUAAAACUUUACAAACUAUUUGUAUUGUGUCUUCAGACCACCAUAUUAGAGAAGAGAAAUUCAAAGAAACUAAAUCAGCAGAAUAUCGAAAAUUGCCUUCGUUGGUGAUUUGUCCUCCUUCUUUGAUAGGUCAUUGGGAGCAAGAAAUCAAUCAAUAUGCUUCAUUUAUGAAAGUGCUUGUAUAUGCUGGGAAUCCAAGUAUUAGAAUUCCCUUGCGAAGCCAAAUACCUGAUGUUGAUGUUGUUGUUACUUCAUAUGAUGUUUGCAGAAAUGAUGUUGAUUCUUUAACAAAGCAUGAUUACAAUUAUUGUGUAUUAGAUGAAGGGCAUAUUAUCAAGAAUGCCAGUUCCAAAUUAUCGAAAUCAGUUAAACGAGUGAAAGCUGAACAUAGACUAAUUUUAUCUGGUACCCCAAUUCAAAACAAUGUUUUAGAAUUGUGGUCAUUAUUUGAUUUCUUAAUGCCGGGGUUUUUAGGUACUGAGAAAGUUUUCCACGAAAAAUUUGCUAAACCAAUUGCUGCUAGUAGAAAUAGUAAAACUUCUUCUAAAGAGCAAGAAGCAGGAGCUUUGGCAAUGGAAUCAUUACAUAAACAAGUAUUACCAUUUAUGUUACGUCGUCUUAAAGAGGAUGUUUUGUCGGAUUUGCCACCAAAGAUCAUUCAAGAUUAUUAUUGUGAAUUGAGUGAUUUACAAAAGAAAUUAUACAAAGAUUUUGCUAAAACUCAAAAGGAAAGUAUUAAAACUGAAGUUCAAGGUUCUGAAAAGGAAGGUAAAACUCAUGUUUUCCAAGCUUUACAAUACAUGAGAAAAUUAUGUAAUCAUCCUGCAUUGGUGAUGUCAGAACAACAUCCUAAGUUUGCUGAGAUUAAUAAAUUUUUAAUUGCCAGAAACUCGGAUUUAAGAAAUAUAGAACAUUCACCAAAAUUACUUUCUUUGAAGAAUUUAUUAUUAGAAUGUGGUAUUGGAUCUCAAGAUUCAGAAUAUAACAACAGUCUGAAGAAGAAAAGUCUCCAACAUCAACAACAACAACAACUUAUUUCUGCUGACGGAGUGAUUUCAGAACAUAGAGCUUUAAUUUUCUGUCAAUUAAAAGAUAUGUUGGAUAUAGUUGAGAAUGAAUUGUUACGGAAAUAUUUACCAUCGGUUACAUUUAUGAGAUUGGAUGGUAGUACUGAUCCAAGAGAUCGACAAUCAAUUGUUAGGAAAUUCAAUGAAGAUCCUUCAAUUGAUGUAUUAUUGUUGACGACAAAAGUUGGUGGAUUAGGUCUUAAUUUGACUGGAGCUGAUACUGUUAUAUUUGUUGAACAUGAUUGGAAUCCAAUGAAUGAUUUACAAGCCAUGGAUCGUGCUCAUAGAUUGGGUCAAAAGAAGGUGGUUAAUGUUUAUCGAUUAAUUACUAAAGAUACUUUAGAAGAGAAAAUCAUGGGAUUACAAAAAUUCAAAAUGAAUAUUGCUUCUACAAUUGUCAACCAACAAAAUGCCGGUUUACAAUCAAUGGAUACAAAUCAAUUAUUGGACUUGUUUGAUGUUGAUGAUACUGGUAAUGGUAAUGGUAAUGGUGGUAAAAUUGAAGAACCAAUUAAAGAGGAAACCGAUACCAAUGGUGGUGGUGGUCCUGCUAAUGGAGAUAUUCCAGACGAUAUUACUGGUGGUCUUACUGGUAAAGCUGCUGGAGCUGUUGGUGAAUUGGCUGAUUUAUGGGAUGAAUCACAAUAUGAAGAAGAGUAUAAUCUUGAUAAUUUCAUUAAAACUCUUAAAUAG